Messenger RNA from Trichomonas vaginalis G3, 1572 nucleotides. RefSeq names its product STKc PLK domain-containing protein. Gene Ontology annotation, molecular function: ATP binding; protein binding; protein kinase activity. NCBI's taxonomy places the organism in Eukaryota, Parabasalia, Trichomonadida, Trichomonadidae. The transcript has a single exon. Gene Ontology annotation, cellular component: centrosome; cytoplasm; spindle pole. Bases 1 to 1572 code for a protein of 523 amino acids. The record is from RefSeq and is a predicted model, not a curated record. Gene Ontology annotation, biological process: regulation of cytokinesis; mitotic cell cycle; protein phosphorylation.
AUGAGUGAGUCUUUACCUCCUGUGCCGACUGUUUUGCAUCGCACGACAAAAGACGGCACUAAGGUAACGUACACUAUCAAAGAUAAAAUGGGAAGUGGUGGAUUUGCAACAGUUUAUAGCGGUGAAGAAAUGCCAGGCCGAUUACCUGUUGCAAUUAAGUGUAUUUCCCAAACACGUGUAGCGGAUCCUAAAGUACGAAGGAAAUUAAUUAGCGAAGUCGAUAUUCAUAAGUCUCUACACCAUCAAAACAUCGUUGAAUUUAAAGGAGUUUUUCAAGAUGAGAAUUACGUCUAUAUUUUAUUAGAACUUUGUCCGAAUGGAACUGUUUUAGAUAUGCUAAAGAAGAACAAUCCAUUUUCAGAAAAACAAACUUCGCAAAUUUGUUACCAAUUAUUAAAUGCGUUAAUUUACUUACACGAGCACCGUGUUAUUCAUCGCGAUCUUAAAUUACAAAAUUUACUUCUUGACAAAAAUAAUCACAUGAAACUCGCUGACUUCGGUCUCAGCGCGCAAUUACAAAGUGAUGAUGAAAAGAAGAUGACUUUAUGCGGAACGCCUAGUUAUUUGAGUCCUGAAGUUGUUGGUGGCGGUGGAAAGAGAGGACAUACUACCUCUGUUGAUAUCUGGGCCACUGGCGUUUGUUCAUUUUUAAUGUUAACCGGAAAACAGCCAUUUCAAGGCUCAGAUAAGAAAAUAACAUAUAAAAACAUAUCACACGUCAGCUACCAAUGGCCAGAAAAAUCUCAUGUUUCGGAUCUUGCAAAAGAUUUUGUCGACCAUGCUCUUCAGAAGGAUCCAAAUGCCCGCCCAACAGCUAAAGAACUUAUUACUCAUCCGUUUAUUACUACAUACAACUCAGAAUUUAUUACUCAAACUCUCAAAACUCCGGUUGCUGCUACUACGCUAGAUUCUUCGAGGAAUCUGAUAAUGACUUCUCGACCAGAUAAUUCUAGCUCGCCAGCUGAGGCCGAGGAAGCUCCGGAAACUCAUGAAUCUGGACAACCCCUCCGCCUUCCAUCGUAUUCGGUUAGAAUAUGGUGGGAUUACUCACACAGAUACGGUUUGGCAUAUAUGCUACAUAAUCAUAUAUGCGGGGCUUGCUUUAACGAUUCAUCCAGAAUUAUUUUGUCUCCAGAUGGUACUUUUUGCCAAUAUUGGGCAUCACCACAGACUCCUGCUCCAGAGAUAGUUGAGAUGAGCACCAUAGAAGUUUCUCCAAUCAGAAAGAAACUUCUUUUAAUUCAACAUUUCGCAGUCGAACUCCGCCAAAGGGCUGGAACUAUGCAUUAUCCGCCAAUAGAAAUUACAGACCAGAAGAUGACGAUCCCUCACGUUAAGUAUUGGGCUCGUACAAGAGAUGGAGUGUUAUUCAGAAUGGCCAACAGAAAUAUUCAGGCCAAUUUCAGAGACCACACCAAGUUGGUGAUAGAGAGCAAUAGCCGGAAUCUGUUUUACGACACAGGAAGAGGCGUACAGCAAUUGACCCUCGGAGAUCUUGGAGAUCGCGAGAGGUAUCAUGAAGUACGUAAGAGAUUUGUAAUUGUUAAGGAAAUGGCGAAAGAACUUGUCUGA